Messenger RNA from Sycon ciliatum, 1744 nucleotides. Its product is annotated as apoptosis-enhancing nuclease-like. Gene Ontology annotation, biological process: rRNA processing. Gene Ontology annotation, molecular function: nucleic acid binding; 3'-5' exonuclease activity. The transcript has a single exon. The record is from RefSeq and is a predicted model, not a curated record. Gene Ontology annotation, cellular component: nucleus. The coding region runs from base 189 to 929 and encodes 246 amino acids. NCBI's taxonomy places the organism in Eukaryota, Metazoa, Porifera, Calcarea, Leucosolenida, Sycettidae.
AAUAAUUUUCGACUUCAAGUCUUCAUGCAUGCUAGCUCGAGUUUACUGUUGAUCUUGGGCAGUUUUGUAUUGCCUUUCUUUGUGCAAUCCCAACCAACUGCCCCAACCUCAGCAAAGCUAUCUGAAAGCAGAUUAUUCAGCUUGGGGCUUGCUUAUAUCGGGACCAGAAUUUUGGCUGAUUCGGUGCGAUGGGAUCAAAGACGAAGAAGCUGCUCAAAACUCAUCCCAGUGCCUGCAGUAAUGACCCUUCCAGGGAGAGAGUACUGGACAAGCGGCGGCAGGCGCUGUGCGAGGUUCGAAUGGCAGAGCAGAGCGUCAACCUAGCCGGGCGCAAAUGCGUGGCCAUUGAUUGCGAGAUGGUUGGAACAGGCGAGCGAGGUAGACGGAGUGAAUUAGCUCGCUGCUCCAUUGUGGACGUGAACGGUAAAUGCAUAAUGGAUGAGUAUGUGCUGCCUCAGCACCCGAUCACGGACUAUCGCACGCGAUUCAGUGGCAUACGGCCGCGUCACAUGAAGAAAGCCGUCAGAUUCAAGUCCGUGCAGCGCCGGGUGACGCGAAUCCUACGCGACUCUCUGCUGGUGGGGCAUGCGCUGCGAAACGAUCUCGGUGUGCUGGCUCUGAAACACCCGAAGGAGAGCGUUCGCGAUACGGAGCGCUGCAAGCAGCUGCGCUUGGUGCCGGACCUCGACGAGGCGGUGACGCCAUCUCUGCGGCGUCUGGCGCGUCAUCACUUGCAGCGCAUUAUACAGGACGGCGAACACGACUCCGUUGUGGACGCACGGGCCACCAUGGAACUGUAUCGGAUGUUCGAAGAGCACUGGGAGCUGGAUAUCAAGCUGAAGAACAGUGACUGGAUGGAUGAUCAGUUCUGGCCGGAGUCCAUGUCGAAUUGCAACAGCAGAUGUCCAAGUGAUGAUGAAAGUAAGUAAGUCUGAACAAAAAAACGUUUGACUUUGAAAAAUUUCUUUAGGUUCUCACGCAUAGUGGAUGUAUUUAGGUGAAGACACGGCACCUUGCCGGAAUCAUAUUUUAAUUUAUUAUUAUCAUCAGCACAGUUAGUCAUGGUGUGCUUUUUCAGCACUAUAUUUCUCUCGCUCUCUCGCUCUCUCUCUCUCUCUCUCUCUCUCUCUCUCUCUCUCUCUCUCUCUCCCCCUCUCUCUCUCUCUCUCUCUCUCUCUCUCUCCCUCUCUCUCUCUCAUUCAAGCUUUUAUUUUCUGGCUGUUAGCUUCCAAGGCCUCAGAUCCAGUGCAUGAGUCUUGGUGCUAAGUACGCCUCAUGGCCAGGGGCUAUCUACCCUUUUCCGGGGGCCUGUCCAUGUCCCGGAUAUGUGUGGAUAUCAGGUGGGUGGAUGUCUGCCCAAGUACGAGUAUUUCACAUGUGGAUACCCUCCUCCCCAUUCCAUUAUGUAUUUAUAAGUUUGAGAGAGUUGAAGCCUCCCGCUAUGUUUUUGACUUCUAGCAUAUGAUUUUCUCUCUCUCUGCCUCUGUAGUUUGGUUGUGCUGGCACCACUUCACUGUUUCAGCCAGUGCUCUCACUGAGUUCUACUUUCUUGAUGAUGCUCUACAGGCCGAAAUAUUCCCCUUCCAUUCCAUUGCUCAUGCCUAAAGCUCUGGGGAGGUUUAAUCCGCGUAUUUUUCACCUUUAGGAUUGUUGCGACUGGUGAUUUUAAAAACACCUUCUCGCUCUAAGUUCAAGCUGUGUGUGAAUUUGAAGGUAGCAGCUGCUGUGUUGCAGCGCUGUUUCA